Messenger RNA from Priapulus caudatus, 2177 nucleotides. RefSeq names its product sodium-coupled monocarboxylate transporter 1-like. NCBI's taxonomy places the organism in Eukaryota, Metazoa, Priapulida, Priapulimorpha, Priapulimorphida, Priapulidae. Gene Ontology annotation, molecular function: symporter activity. The transcript is spliced from 15 exons. The record is from RefSeq and is a predicted model, not a curated record. The coding region runs from base 207 to 2075 and encodes 622 amino acids. Gene Ontology annotation, biological process: transmembrane transport; sodium ion transport. Gene Ontology annotation, cellular component: membrane.
GAGCGCAUUUGUCGCUUACCGAUGCUAACUCGAUUAAAUAAUAAACGUGAACAGCAAAUGCCGAAAACUCUGGUUUUACGGCACGAAAACUAUUGAGCAAUCAACAACAGAAUCGUCAUCACCAGGGUGCCAUAUCCAUCUGGACGUCGGCUACCACAGAUCGCCACUGUGAAUCAGGAUAAGCUUGAAAAUAUCGUAACUCUACAAUGGCGGAGCUAGUGUUUACGGCCGUUGACUAUGUUGUGUUCGCCGCAUCGCUUGUUAUUUCUGCCGGCAUCGGCGUAUAUUCUGCAUGCUCGGGUGGAAAACAGAGCACGACGAAGGAAUUCCUGAUGGGAAACAGGCAGAUGGGUCUGUUCCCGGUGACGAUGUCGUUGAUAGCAAGUUUCGUGUCCGCCAUUUCCGUGCUCGGCGUUCCGUCUGAAACCUACCGAUUUGGAACAAUAUAUUGGACGAUGAUGUUUGCUACGAUACCUGCCAUGGCUCUCACUGCUCACAUAUAUCUACCUGUGUUCUACCGUCUACAGGUGACAAGUGCCUACGAGUACAUAGAGCUUCGCUUUAACCGCGUUGUUCGCCUGAUGGGAACAUGUGUGUUCCUCGUGAGCACGUUCCUGUACAUGGCCGUUGUACUUUACGCUCCUGCACUCGCGCUAUCUCAAGCGACAGGCCUGUCAAUUGUGGCAUCUAUACUGAGCUCUGGAUUAAUAUGCACGUUCUAUACCAGCAUUGGAGGAAUGAAGGCGGUUAUGUGGACCGAUACGUUCCAAAUGAUUGUGAUCAUCGCUGGAAGUUUAUUCGUGGUUAUUAAGGGCACUAUCGAGCUAGGCGGCCUUAGUGCAGUGUGGAGCAUAGCCAACGAAGGAGAAAGAAUACAAUUCUUUGAUUGGAGAACGGACCCCACUGUUCGACAGACGACCUGGGGUUUGGGGAUUGGUGGCACAGCUUUGUUUCUCAACUUGUACGCAACAAAUCAAGCAACCGUGCAAAGAUACCUGAGUGUCUCCACUCUGAAAAAGUCCCAGCUAUGUUGUUACAUGAUGGCUCCCACUUGGAUUGCUAUCCAGUGGGUUUUCACAUUUGCUGGAAUUAUUAUGUACGUCAAAUAUAGAGACUGCGAUCCACAGCAGAAUGGACAAAUUACAAAACCCGAUCAGCUAUUUCCCUUAUUUGUCAUGGAGACGUUGAGUUUUCUGAAUGGUGUAUCCGGCUUAUUUGUAGCGGCUGUGUACAGUGCUGCACUUAGUACUGUUUCCUCUGGUGUAAACUCACUGUCAGCUGUUGUACUUGUGGAUAUCAUAAAACCUAUAUACAGAGAUCGGCGAAAUGAGGAAAUUGGAGAGAAAAUGGCUACUACCAUAUCCAAAUGUUUAGCGGCACUUUUUGGACUGAUGACAAUUGGACUUGCAUUUCUUACGUCGGUGUUGGGUGACGAUAUCUUGUCGGUUGCUAUACGUCUGUUUGGCAUGGUAGCGGGUCCCGUGACUGGCAUGUUCACUCUCGGAAUCUUGUUUCCGUGUGCAAACUCCUGGGGAGCUGGAACUGGUCUUCUUACUUCGCUUGUCGUUGGACUAUGGUUAGGCGUUGGGGCAACUCUUUCUAAGAUACCGCAGCCAGCACUCUCUGUUAGUAUAGAAGGGUGCAACGCAACGACAUCACUGAAUGCUUGGUACAUAGGAAACUCAACUGUUGCAGGAGAAUGGUUAUCUCAACAAACUACCGACAUACCUUUAUCUACUCACGUAGAUAUCAAUGUUGGACACACCGGAGACGAUGUGAUUUGGUUUUACAAGAUCUCCCACCUUUGGUACAGUGCCAUUACUGUGAUUGUGUGCUGCGUGGUUGGUCUUCUGGUUAGCCUGGCAACAGGUGGACCAAAAAAGGAUCUUGAGCCGGAACUAGUUUAUCCGUUGUUUACUAAAGUUAAGUGCUGCGUACCCAAAACCUUCCAAGAUAGAAAGAAUUCAAAGCAAGACCAGCCUUACCACGACAGUUUGAUUUUUGGACAGUCGGAAAAUAGAGAGAAAUAUACGACAGCAAUACACCCCGAAAAAACGUCGUUGACAUUUGUUUGACGAUCGAACUCGGGCCAAUAUAAAUGUAUCUACGUGUGUGCGUGCGUGCGUGUGUGCGUGCGUGCCACCCUUUGCUGCUUCGUUUGUUCGUUUGCGUGUGUG